AUGCUGCAAACCCGGCUGCUCUUGCUCCUGUGCCUUGUGAAUCAGCUCAGUCCCAGCCUGGGCUGUCAGCUGCCGUCAGAGUGGAGACCUCUGAGCGAAAGCUGCAGGGCUGAGCUGGCAGAAAUCAUUGUCUAUGCCAAAGUCUUGGCACUGCACCAGGAUAUGUACAGCAUGUUCAACUAUUUGCCCUGGCAAUAUGAAGCCCCAGAAGGGGGGCUCUUUUACUCAGCCGAGAUUGAGAUGCUCUGUGAUCAGGCCUGGGGAAGCAUGCUGGAAGUCCCUGCGGGAUCCCGGCUCAACCUGACGGGACUGGGGUAUUUCUCCUGCCACUCUCACACAGUCAUGCAGGAUUACUCCUACUUCUUCUUCCUCAGAAUGGAUGAGAAUUAUAACCUCCUUCCACAUGGAGUAAAUUUCCAGGAUGCAAUAUUUCCAGAUACCCAAGAAAACAGGCGGAUGUUUUCGAGCCUCUUCCAGUUUUCCAACUGCACUCAAGGACAGCAUUCCAUGGCCUUCUCUAGUGACUGGGAGUUACAAGAGGACAGCAGGCUCAUGUGCUCUUCAGUCCAGAAAGCCUUGUUUGACGAAGAAGAACUCGUGAAGCAGCUCCAGCAAAAGGUGGCCAGCCUGGAGAAGCGCAACAAGCAGCUGCGAGACCGAGUCAAGAAAGUCAAGCGGUCGCUCAGGCAAUCCAGGAAGAACGCCAGGCACAUAGAGCUGAUCAACCGGAAGCUCAGUGAGAAGCUGUCCUCUGUAGGAGGCCAGAUCCCAUACGCUAACUCCUUAAAGCAAGCAAACUCUCAUGCUACCUACCUUAAAGUAUAAAGCCAGGUUUUGCGCUCCAGGCAGUGGUGCUGGUGACUUCACACAGCAUACACCUCUCC
This is a messenger RNA of Lacerta agilis (Sand lizard), 884 nucleotides long. RefSeq names its product coiled-coil domain containing 3 (gene CCDC3). Gene Ontology annotation, biological process: negative regulation of gene expression. Bases 1 to 825 code for a protein of 274 amino acids. Gene Ontology annotation, cellular component: extracellular region. Lineage: Eukaryota; Metazoa; Chordata; Lepidosauria; Squamata; Lacertidae. The record is from RefSeq and is a predicted model, not a curated record. The transcript is spliced from 3 exons.